Molecule: messenger RNA, 2038 nt
Organism: Spathaspora passalidarum NRRL Y-27907
Lineage: Eukaryota; Fungi; Ascomycota; Pichiomycetes; Serinales; Debaryomycetaceae
Exons: 1
Coding region: 519-1988 (489 amino acids)
Source: RefSeq, a predicted model, not a curated record
ACUUUCUUGAAUAUAUAUUGAUUGUGAUAUUCAUACUUGCAAUUGCUGGGAUUAUAUUUAGAUUUAACCCACCAAGCUCACCUACCAGCACAAUUUCAACCGAAGAUUUCAUUCCCGAUGAAAAGCAUUUCAAUUCAAUUAGUUUACAAAAUGGACAUUCCCUUGAUGUAGUGAAAAUCAAAACCAAUCCAAGAUGUUCGUUUGUUGUUACUAUCGGAUUAGAUCACAAAAUUUUAAUUUGGUCCCCAUUAAGUUCUACUUCCAAACCUACAGAUAUUUCCAGCAAAGUCAAUGAUAAGGAAUUUUGGCCAAUUAAUCAUGUUUCGAUAAGUGAAGAUGGAGAUUAUACUGUAUUGAUCAAUUUUAAAUUUGGAAUAAUUAAAUGUUUUAAUCGAACUGACAUGCUGUUUGCUUGGAUGCAUCAAAAUAAUGAUUUUCUUGGCCAACGGGAUAAACACCCAAAGAUCUUGGAAUCAUUCUUUAGAAAGAAAACCGUGCCUGGAUUCUUGGCAAGAAAAAUGCUCUCAAACCGAACACCUAGUCGAAGAGGAAGUGAUGCUUCAAUAAAUGGUAACUACCCACCUCCACCAAUCUCUAUGAAAUCAUUUGGUGAACGACAACGAGAGAUUGCUAGAGAGGCCACACCACCUAUACCAGACUCUCAAUUGAUUAAAGAUGAAUUUGUAAUAAUAUUGGAAACAGGUGAAUUGAUUGUGUAUUCGUGUACCGAUGGUAAAAUCAAAUCUUCCAACAUGAUUACCUCAAUUUACGGAACUGAAACUGAUUUGAAGAUACUUUCUGCCAAGAAAAUACGAACUCCUAGAAUUAAUGAUAGAAUUGUUUGCCAAAUGAGCAAUUCAGAUUUAAUUGUUGCAACUGUGAUAAAUAAUAGUUGGAAAUUUAGAAAAUUAGCCAUUAAACAAGGUCAAUAUAAUCAAGAAAACAAAUUUAUUCGACCCAGUUCAACUGCAAUUGCCCCUUCAACAUCAGCCAAUGAUUUCACAUCAAUGUAUAAAGAAAAACCACAAGCUACACCUCCUGAAAUUAAAGGAUUGAAGUUAAAUGUUUCAUGCAUAGUUCCACUUGAAUUUUUGGGUAUGAUUGUUGUUGUUAAAAACUUGGUUUGUGAGUUAAUUGACAUUCAAACGGGAAUUGUGUUGAAACAAUUUCAUAUUGCUAACUUUAAACCAAACAGUUUUAGAGUAACCCACCUGGAACCUACCCAUUGUAAAUUUUGUGGAUGUGCCUCUAUACAAGCUUUGUCAAUUGUUUAUGAAGAUUAUGAUAGCAGUACUAUUAUCACUCAAACAUAUAAGAUUGAUGAACAAAGGUCGAAAAGUAACAUUUGUUUAAGAGUUGAAAGAGAUCCUCGAGAAAUUAGAUGUCUUGGGUUUAAUGCCGUAUCUGAACAUCAAUAUUGGUUCAGAAAUGUGGUUAGUUGGGAAAUGACUGAUGUAAAUAUGAUUAUUGGGAUAAUCAAAAAGGACAAGGUUGAUAAUGACGAAGAAGGAGAUGAAUCAGAAAAAAUGGUGGCUAAUGUCAAAUCCGGUGAUAAAUUUGAUCAAUUGGUUGAAAAUCGAUGCUUGACUUCAUUAAGAAACAGACGAAAGCAUGGUAAAUCUUCUGGAUCCAAAUCAUUGAAUGAUAUUUAUGAAGGAUUUAUCGUAACCGUAUCAGAUGGUAAGAGAAGCUAUUAUCAACUUCCCACUAUUGAAGGCGAGAAGCACCGAGAUUUCUCUCAUGAACGUAUAAACGCAAUUGAAAGAUACGGGUUCAAGUCCAUAAUUUGUAAUUUUGGGAAUCUUCUUGAAAUUUAUUAUUUGGGUAAUGAUAAGUUGAUUGAACAGGACAUAUACUAUAAUCCUGAUGUUUGGUCGCAAGAUAAUAAAAGUACACUCAAUGGAACAAGGGACAGUACUAACAGACCUCCACAAAAUAGUGAAUUGUUAUUCAUUAAUAAGCGUCGGACUAUGGGCAGAAGGAAGUAAUAUUAUAUAGUUUAUUCUGCAUGAGUCAAUCGAUAUAAACUUUUCAGUAC